CAGAGGAAAGAGUGCUAGUGCGCAUGGGCGGCACGCGGCGCAGGCGCAUGAGCCUCAGGAUGCACUCCGGUUCCCAGCGUGCUUUACGGCGCUCGGCUCUUCUCAGAUCCUCGUUAUGGUGACCGCGGGUGCUGGGGCUGCCCGGCUGCUUGUGCUUUUGCUGGUAGCCGCCGCGGCUCCAAGUAGGGCCCGAGGCAGCGGCUGCCGGGUCGGGUCCGCCGCACGCGGGGCUGGGACUGAUGGUCGUGAAGGUGAGGGCUGUGGUACUGUGGGAUUGCUGCUGGAGCAUUCAUUUGAGAUUGGUGAUGGAGCCAACUUCCAGAAGCGUGGCUCAUUGCUCUGGAACCAGCAGGACGGUACCUUGUCGGCAACACAGCGGCAGCUCAGUGAGGAGGAGCGGGGCCGGCUCCGGGAUGUGGCUGCCGUCAAUGGCCUCUACAGGGUCCGGGUCCCCAGGCGGCCUGGGGUACUUGAUGGUUCAGAAGCUGGCGGCUAUGUGUCUUCCUUUGUCCCAGCGUGCUCCCUGGUGGAGUCUCACCUCUCAGACCAGCUGACCUUGCAUGUGGAUGUGGCUGGCAACGUGGUAGGACUGUCAGUGGUUGCUCACCCUGGGGGCUGCCGGGGCUCUGAGGUGGAGGACGAGGACCUGGAGCUGUUCAACACGUCUGUGCAGCUGCGGCCUCCCGGCACCGCGCCAGGCCCUGAGACUGCGGCCUUCAUUGAGCGCUUGGAGAUGGAGCAGGCCCAGAAGGCCAAGAACCCUCAGGAGCAGAAGUCCUUCUUUGCCAAAUACUGGAUGUACAUCAUUCCAGUUGUGCUGUUCCUCAUGAUGUCUGGAGCACCGGACGCCGGGGGCCAGGGCGGUGGUGGGGGUGGGGGCAGCGGCCGGUGAGAAGCACCUAGAGUCCUCCAGAGCAUCCUGUCCUUGGCCAGUCCAAGAAGGAGUUCCUGUCCCUCUGUCUGCGUAUUGCAUGAACGUGGAAGGCUCUCCCCAGAAGCCUGCAGCCUUCUUGUAGGGCCUUCAUUCUCUCUCCAAGCCUCUCUUUUGGCUGAGAGCCAGGGUGCACCUCCCUGUAGCCACCUCAGGCCCACCAGCUUUCCCGGGUGCUGUGCUACUAUGUCCUGCCAUGUGGCGCUGUGUCCCUUGCUAAACAUGCAGUAGCCCCGCCCUACCCCACUCCACCAUGCAGUUUGGGAACAUGCCAGGUUCUCUCCAGCCUCUGUGCCUUUGUCCCCAUCCCCCAUGCACUCCUCACCGUCACACUUGGAGGCCUCCGCUGCUGGUGGCUGGGUCUGCCUGCCCAGUGUGUUGAAGCCUCCAGCCACUUUCCACGUGGCAUGCUUUGCUCUCUGCCCCAGAACACCAUGGUGACUUCCAGCACCGUCCUUCCUGUCUGAGCACAGCAGCAGGAGAGGAUUGGGGGUCUCCUCGUUAGUCUGUCUCGUCAUUUGUGUGCGUGUUCGGAGAGCCAGGCUUGAGCGGCUACUGCUGACUGUGCACUUGCACGUGUGUGGUCAUGGGCUGUGUGGCCUCAGCUGUGUUGUGUGGCUAUUGAUUAAACUGUCCCCUGAACGGCCACCAUUCAGCUCA
Messenger RNA from Myodes glareolus (Bank vole), 1591 nucleotides. RefSeq names its product ER membrane protein complex subunit 10 (gene Emc10). Lineage: Eukaryota; Metazoa; Chordata; Mammalia; Rodentia; Cricetidae. The record is from RefSeq and is a predicted model, not a curated record. Gene Ontology annotation, cellular component: EMC complex.